Molecule: messenger RNA, 3665 nt
Organism: Effrenium voratum
Lineage: Eukaryota; Dinophyceae; Suessiales; Symbiodiniaceae
Source: the annotation of a GenBank genome assembly
GGCUCCAAGUUGGGACCGGACAUCUGCGCAGCCCGAUGUUCAUGAAAGUUUUCUUGCGCUUUGUUCUGAGAUGAACGCCCACCAGGCAGGAAUAAGUCAGGCUAGCUUGGCCUAUAGCAGUAGUGCUAGAAGCAGCCAUUAGCUAGUCUGGCCCAACACAAUGGCGGCCGAGCUGCAAUUUCCAGCAGCUGCAAGCUCUCUUCUGAGCACCCUUGGGGUACAGUGUUGCGAUGCAUCGGACGUGGAGUACAGAGUUGUAGACCACUGCGACGCGAAGGUGCAACUAGCAGCAACAUUGUCAGAGCUUGCCCAGGUGAAUGCCCAGCUCGAGGUGUUGCAAAAUCGCCCGGACAGCGAUGCGUUGGAGCAAGCCCUGCAGACCCGCGAGAAGUUGCAGAAGGAGGUGGAAGAAUUAGAGCUCCGCAUCAGCAGGUCUUGGACACGUCAGCUCAAAUCGGGGGCAGUUGAUUUGGAGAUGGCAGAGGAGCAUGAACAGGACAAGGCUAUUGCAGAUGCUUACGCAGCUGUGGCGAAGGUGGGUGGCUCGGGUGGUUCGGCGGGCUCGGGCUCAUUGAAGCGGACCAAAUCCAUGCCCGACCGGGCGAAUCAUGGCCGGCUUAUUGGAGGUGCAUCUGGCUAUGUUUCCGUCAGACAACCAAAGCCACGGCUGGACCCAGACGUGGAGGUUGUGGAAGAGAGCAGACCUUGUCUGCCCUGCAGCGAGCUGACUGCAAGUGCCUCGGGGACCGCAAAGAUUCCCCAGGUGGACGUGAAUCGGCUGAAGCCGAAAAGCGUUCAGACACAAUGUGUCUGGAAGGACAACAAUCCCGCAGAAUGGCGGGCCAUGGUCCGGCAAGGUGGGAUAGUGAGCCCGCAGGACAACCUGCUGCAGGCGCGCGGCGUGCGGCCGAAGCGCAAGAAGGACAGCGCUGACACCGAAGGCAAGAAAGUCUGCAGGCGUGACGACGUGGACGACAAGACCUUCGAGCGGCGUCAGGCCAGAUGGAAUCCAGAGCACAUGCAAUCGAAGAGCCUUGUUCCCAAAUGCGAAGAGAAAAGUCAAGACUGGGGCAAGGCAGCAAGAUGCAAGGAGGAAUCGGCCGUCCGGUUCAGCGGCGCUGAUGUUGACAUAGGCAACGGCCUCCGCAGCCCCAGGUGGUUGUGGCAGGCUUUGUAUCCCUAUCAGCAGCUCUGCGUGCAAUGGCUGUGGGGCCUUCACAAUGAAAAGAUGGGUGGAAUUCUGGCAGAUGAGAUGGGACUGGGCAAGACCAUCCAGAUCAUUGCAUACCUGGCGGCAUUGCACUAUUCUGGCGUGCUUCAGAAUUUGAAGGUUCAGAACACAUCACUGGGAUCAGCAAGUCUUCCAAGCACAGGUGGUAUUUUGAUCGUCUGCCCUGCCACGCUGAUCAGCCAAUGGCGGAACGAGAUCCAUUUGUGGUAUCCGCCCUUGCGCGUGUGUGUGAUGCAUCAGGUGAACGCGGCGGAGAGAAAGGAAGCCAUCAAGCAAGCGUCCUCGAAACAAGGGAUCCUGAUCACUUCCUAUGAGACCAUGAGGCUAACCAUCGAGGAGUUGUUGGAAGCCACCUGGGCAGUGGUGAUCUUGGACGAGGGCCAGAAGAUUCGCAACCCGCACGCCAGCCUCACGGUGGCCAGCAAGCGCUUCAGCACGGCCCACCGGAUUUUGGUGUCCGGCACGCCCAUCCAGAACAACCUGCGGGAGCUCUGGUCGCUCUUCGACUUUGUGUGCCCCGGCCGGCUCGGCACGCUGCCGGUCUUCACGGAGGAGUUUGCUCAGCCGAUUGAGGGCGGCAACCUGAUGGGCGCCACAGAAGCCAAAGUUGCUGCUGCCUACCAGUGCGCCAUGGCAUUGCGAGAGCUCACAGAGCCAUGCAUCUUGAGGCGCACCAAGGCUGAAUGCAUGGAUACCUUGCGUCUGCCUGCGAAGCAGGAGCAGGUGCUUUUCUGCCAUUUGACGCCAGAGCAAUACCAGCUGUACGUCCAGUUUCUGGAAACUGAGCAGGUCAGGAAGGCCAAAAGCGUUUCACUAGACCGCAAAAUGCUGGGGGCGGUGUUUUUUGCCCUCAGCGUGCUACGGAAGCUGUGCAACCAUCCUGAUUUGCUGCUGGCUCAGGCAGAUGCAAAUGACACAGUCGUGGAGGAUUUGUGGAGUUUCGAGAGAUCCGGGAAGAUGAAAGUUCUGGCGGAGAUCCUGAAGUUGUGGCACAAAGAUCGGCACCGAGUGCUGAUCUUUGUCCAAACGGUGCAGAUGCUGGAGAUCCUUGAGCUCUGGAUGAGCCGCGUGGGCUACAGCCACUUCCGCAUCGAUGGCAAGACGCCGGUGAAGCGCAGGCUGAAGCUGAUCGAGGAGUUCAACGAGAACCAGGAUCCCUUCGCGAUGCUGCUCACCACUCGGGUGGGAGGGGUCGGCUUGAAUAUCAUCGGCGCCGACCGGGUCGUGAUCUUCGACCCCGACUGGAAUCCCAUGACUGACGUGCAGGCUCGGGAGAGGGCGUGGCGCAUAGGGCAGGAGAGGGAAGUCUCGGUGUACAGGCUCGUCCUUACAGGCACGGUGGAAGAGAAGAUUUACCAUCGCCAGGUCUAUAAGCACUUUCUAGCUCAGAAGAUCUUGCAAGAUCCCCGGCAGCGGCGCUUCUUCAAGUGGAACGAUAUUUCGGACCUCUUUGAAGUGCCGGGGCCGCCUCCGAAUUUCACCAAGUCGGACAUGCGGGUUCUCCAGAAGAAGUACCAGCCAGUGUUUCGUAAGCUCGAGCGGGACCACAUGGAUGAGUUCGAGGUGGAAACUACGGAAAUCAUGAAAGAUGUGGCAGACUUGCCCAUGAAGGAGCAGCACACCACAGGCAAGCGCACGACUGACGAGAACAACUCCAUCUUACAGACUCUGUAUGACUCGCAAGGCAUCAAGGCAAGUUUCAAUCAUGACAAGGUAGAGCAGACAUUGCUUGACAGAGGACUGGUUGGCAAGACUGCCGGCCUUAUUGCGCAGAGAGCCCUUGAUGCACUGAAGCGGUCCUCGCGCGAGCGCUCGGCACACCACAUCAGCGAGCCAACCUGGACUGGACAGCGGGGCAAAGCUGGAGCCGUGGUCAAGCAGGUGGUGAAGCAGGAGGCCAAGAGCAAGCUGACCAGCUCGGUGUCCUCUGCUGACAUCUUGCAAGGUCUGCGGCAGCUGGCUUCCAUCAGAGGCAUGGCACAGAAUUCGGAGGGUGGCAAGCGGAUGCCCGAGAUUCCUGCUGUAGCGCAGCAGUCCAAGUGCGUCGGCCUGCCCUUGGAGCUCUUCGACUCGGACCGCCACAUCGCGGAGGAUAUUCUGAAAGCUUUCCUCGACAAGAAGCUCGCGGGGCCGGGCCGCAGUCUCACAACGGGUCAAGUGCUUGAGAGGCUGGCUGCCAACAUUGCCGCCCAUCAUAAUGACCUGUUCAAAUCCUUGCUGAAACAGAUGUGUGUUCUGACAAAGCCGCAGAAGAACACGCCCGGAUACUGGACACUCAAGGAAGAGUUCUGGCCAAAGCAGGCUUGAUACGAUUUGAGGAACAAAGCAGAAAGUCCGUGGCUGGUUUCUAACUCAGGAAUGCAAAUGUAGGCAACGUAGACCAUGUAGGCACUGCAGCAAGCCUGCCAAGAGUCGUCUCACCAUCGCCCGCCAG